UUCAUUGAUUUUUACACUUUUGUUGUUUAUACAUUUAAUUCUCUUGUACAAUUGCGACAUUUGUAAUUUGCCAUUUAAAAGCGCAUUCUGUUCCCCAUGUGGAUGAAGCGAUCUGCAGUCCUGGCUCCAGUCCAGGAGCUCACAACACAGCGCAACUUUCUGCGCGAGAAUCGGUUGCUGGUGCGUCAGUCGCCCACGUUGACAAUGCGACGAGUGGAACGGGAACGAGAGCGGGAACGCGAACGCGAACGGGAACGGAUAUCUCCUAGCUAUGAGCUGCCCACAACCGCAUCCAUGGGACGUCGGGCCAUCACGCCGCCUUUGAUCGAGACACAGCGACGUCUCAUCGAGGGGGGACGUAUUGGGCGAGCCUAUUAUGCAGAAGCUCGUAGAAGCUCGGAGAAGCAAAUCCAAACGGAGGACAUCAGCGAUGAGCAGUUCCUCAAUGCGGCGCUGCUCAAGUGCACGGAGCAGGGACAUGGACAUGGUCAGAGACAGGGGCAGGCUCAAUUGCUGCGCGGCUGCAGCGAAGGCGAUGAGCCGAUGAUAACGACCAAUCUGGGCAGCGGCGGCUACGAUGAUACCGGUGGCCUACGACGCACUGCAUCCAAUUUUGAACUGGGCAGAAUGGCCGCAAAGCGCAGCAGCUACCACACGGUGCUCGGCGCUGUACCGGCCACUCUGCCCCGUAGAUUGGAUGAGGCUAAACCGUGUGCAGAGUCCCAGCAACUGGAACUGGAGCCCGAGCAGGAACAGCCCACAAAGGUGGACGAGGAUAGUUUAUCGGUUAGUUCAGUCAACUCAGCGUCCCAUGUGGUGCAGCUGUCCAUACCAGACAUCACUGAUGUGGAACAGAAUCCUCAACUGGAUCAAUCGCUGAGUGCCCGCACCAAUGUCUCCGCCUGCUCUAAGACAUCCAAGCGAGGCGACAAGACGCCACUUUCAGAUGCAAUAAGAACACAAAAAUCAGACGAGGAACGGGAAAGGCAGCGAGAAAGGGAACGUGAACGGGAACGGAAACGUGACAAGGGCCAGGACCAAGUGCUAUUAACGGAGGCACAACGUGUGGCAUUGCUUCAAGCUGCACAGGCUCGUUAUCAAGAUCUCAUCUGGCAGUACAAUCGAUUGCCCAUCUCCAUGGGAACGUUGCGUGUGCGCAAUCUGAAAAUCGAAUUGGAACAGGAACUGGAUCGGAUCGAUAGCGAUUUAAGCAUGCUAACCAUGCCACAGGUAUACAUUAAGCGUGAUCAAUUGCAGCAAAUCUCAAGUAUAUCGUGUUAGUUCUGAAUAAUAGUGGUAUUACCUCAUCCAGUUAAUUGUUGAUAUAGUAAAUCGAAUUGCAACUCGAGUAUAUCAUUUUAA
Drosophila innubila is the source of this 1362-nucleotide messenger RNA. RefSeq lists its product as uncharacterized. The record is from RefSeq and is a predicted model, not a curated record. Gene Ontology annotation, cellular component: cytoplasmic microtubule. The transcript has a single exon. The coding region runs from base 97 to 1281 and encodes 394 amino acids. NCBI's taxonomy places the organism in Eukaryota, Metazoa, Arthropoda, Insecta, Diptera, Drosophilidae.